GGGAAGUUCCUCCGCUAUAAAGAUGGCCUCCCUGUGUUCUACCGGUAUCAGACAAGAUGAGGGUGUUGUCCGUGUUCCUCUGCCUCCUCGGUGUAGCUACAGCCAGGACUCUACUUCAGCUGGCUCAUGAUCUCCACGCCAGAACGUUUGCGUCCCUGGUGGCCAAGGCUGGGCUGUCUCAUGAACUAGGCACACAAGGGCCAUUUACAAUAUUUGCGCCUACUGAUGCCGCCUUUGCCAAAGUACCCAGUGACGUCAUGACAAAACUUUCCCAUGACAAAGAUUUACUCACUAAAGUAAUCAAGUAUCACGUGACCGCCGGUAGCCAAUUAAUGACAAUUUUUAAAAACGAUAUCGAAAUUGGAUCCUGGGCCAAUGGGUACAAAAUAAGGAUAAACGUAUACCAGAAUGGUCAGGUGAUGACUGCAACUGGAAGCAGAAUUAGCUCAAGCGAUAACAUUGCUUCAAACGGAGUGGUUCAUCUUAUUGAUGACGUCAUGUACCCGCUGCCAGAAGAGAGCAUUUUACAGUACUGCGCAUCCAACCAGAACUUAACUCAGCUCACCUAUUCUUUCAUUAGAGCAAAUCUGCAAUAUGACAUUCAAGGAGGACCUUUCACAGUAUUUGCGCCGAUAGAGGCCGCUUUUGACGCCUUGCCCACAGGAUUUCUUAACACUGAGUUUCUUACACUAGCAGCUUCCAGAACCUUGCUGCAGUACCACUAUGUACAGGGAACCUAUUACAGUGCAGGACUGUCCGACGGAAUGAAGAUCCGUACUGUACAGGGAAGUGACGUCAUCGUUAAAAUGCGCAAUAAUACUGUUAUGGUGGAAAAUGCAAAAGUGAUUCAAGCAGACAUUAAAGUAACAAAUGGCGUUGUCCAUUUAAUUGACAAAGUGUUACUAGUGGCGAACCACGUGAGUGGAGAAUCGGAACCUCACUCGAUAGGAUAGUCACUGCAUGGAUAGGAUAGGAUAGUCACUAGAUAGGAUAGUAUAGUUACUCUACAUUAUACUCACAUUUUGUAUAUAGAUUCAUUGUUCAUUUUGUUGCUGAAUAAAAUUGUUUUGUACUUAUGUA
Molecule: messenger RNA, 1080 nt
Organism: Saccostrea cuccullata (small rock oyster)
Lineage: Eukaryota; Metazoa; Mollusca; Bivalvia; Ostreida; Ostreidae
Product: transforming growth factor-beta-induced protein ig-h3-like
Exons: 6
Coding region: 57-953 (298 amino acids)
Biological process (GO): extracellular matrix organization; cell adhesion
Cellular component (GO): extracellular matrix
Molecular function (GO): cell adhesion molecule binding
Source: RefSeq, a predicted model, not a curated record